Molecule: messenger RNA, 2826 nt
Organism: Musa acuminata AAA Group (dessert banana)
Lineage: Eukaryota; Viridiplantae; Streptophyta; Magnoliopsida; Zingiberales; Musaceae
Product: ubiquitin carboxyl-terminal hydrolase 14-like
Exons: 19
Coding region: 164-2542 (792 amino acids)
Biological process (GO): protein deubiquitination
Molecular function (GO): zinc ion binding; protein binding; cysteine-type deubiquitinase activity
Source: RefSeq, a predicted model, not a curated record
GCCGAAAGGAUAUCGGCGCAAGAAAAGAAUCCCCCCUCCUCCUCUCUCUCCCUCCGUCUCUUUCCCUCUUCCCCGCGAUAACAGCGACGAAAACCCUAGCACCGCCCUCUCUUCGAUCUCGUCGUCCUCCUUUAUCUCUUCCUCAAACCGCUUAUCGUCGCCGAUGGAGCUCCUCCGCUCGCACCUCUCCAGGGUUCGGAUCCCGGAGCCCACCAACCGCAUCUACAAGACGGAGUGCUGCAUCUCGUUCGACACCCCGAGGUCGGAAGGGGGGCUGUACGUGGAUCUCAGCUCGUUUAUUGCGUUCGGGAAGGAGGGCGUGGGGUGGAACUAUGAGAAGAGCGGGAACCCCGUCUACCUCCACAUACAGCAGCGGCCCAAGCCCGUGCCCGAGGACCGGCCUCUCAAGAAGCCUACCCUCCUCGCGAUCGGUGUGGAUGGAGGAUUUGACCAUGAAGAAACUGAAUAUGAAGAGACUUACAGCAUUGUCAUGUUGCCUGAUUAUAUGUCUCUUCCAUUUCCAUCGGUUGAGUUGCCAGAAAAGGUUAGGUUGGCAGUUAAUGCCAUUUUGAUAGCCGAGGGUGCUAAAUGCAAUGAGCAAUUAGCAUCUUGGACUGCAGAGAAGAAGAAAGUUAGUGCUUAUGCAAUGAAUCUGCAACAGAUUAAUACUGGUGUUGUGGUGCCUCCAUAUGGCUGGAAAUGCUGCAAAUGUGAUAAGUCUGAUAAUCUCUGGCUAAACUUAACUGAUGGCAUGAUACUUUGUGGUCGUAGAAAUUGGGAUGGAAGUGGUGGCAAUAAUCACGCAACUGAACAUUACGAGGAGACACGGUAUCCUCUAGCUGUGAAACUUGGUACCAUAACUGCUGAUUUGGAAGGUGCAGAUGUUUUCUCUUACCCUGAGGAUGUUACCGUUGAGGAUCCUUUAUUGGCUGAACAUCUAGAAUUUUUUGGUAUCGAUUUCUCAUCAUUGCAAAAGACAGAAAUGACUACCACUGAAAAGGAACUUGACCAGAACAUGAAUUUUGACUGGAACCGUAUUCAGGAAAGUGGGCAGCAAGUGGAGCCCUUAUUUGGUCCAGGAUAUACUGGCCUUGUUAAUCUUGGAAAUAGCUGCUAUAUGGCUUCAAUAAUGCAAGUAGUUUUUACAACUCGUGCUUUCAUCUCUAGAUAUUAUGAACACCAGAGUUUGAAGAUGGCUUUUCUGAUGGCUCCUUCUGAUCCAACAGUAGACUUAAAUGCACAGUUGACUAAACUGGCGCAUGGAUUGCUAUCUGGUAAAUAUUCUUUUCCAGUUCAAGAGAAGCAAGAAGGUAUUCCCCUUCACAUGUUUAAAACAAUUAUUGCUGCCAAUCAUCGUGAGUUUUCAAGUAUGAGGCAACAGGAUGCAUUGGAGUUUUUUCUGUAUUUUCUUGAUCAAGUUGAACGGGGAAAUGCUGGAAAACCUGAGUUGGAUCCUUCAAGGAGUUUUAAGUUUAUUAUUGAAGAGAGGCUUCAGUGUCCCUCUGGAAAAGUUGCUUAUAAUAAAAGAUCAGACUAUAUUCUUUCUCUGACAAUACCGUUGCACAAGGCUACUAAUGGAGAACAGCUUGAAGCCUUUGACAAGCUGAAGGCCGAAAAAAAAUUGGAAGGGAAGGACAUAGCUCGUGGUGAAAUUGUACGACCAAGAGUUCCACUGGAAGCAUGCCUAGAUUGUUUUUCAGCUCCUGAGGAGGUCCAUGAUUUUUAUAGCUCUGCGUUAAAUGCUAAGACAACAGCAAUAAAGACUGCUGGUUUGUCUACGUUUCCUGAUUACCUGGUAUUGCACAUGCAGAAGUUUGUGCUGGAGGAAGGAUGGGUGCCGAAGAAACUUGAUGUUUACAUUGAUGUGCCUGAUGUAAUUGAUAUCACACAUAUGCGCAGCAAAGGUUUGCAGCCAGGAGAAGAACUACUACCAGAAACAGGUCCUUGCGAGGUUGAACCCACCCAUUUUGUUGCCAGCGAGGACAUUGUUUCCAAACUUGCAGCUAUGGGAUUUAAUUAUGUUCACUGCCAGAAAGCUGCUAUAAACACUGCCAAUGCAGGGGUUGAGGAAGCAAUGACUUGGUUGCUGUCUCACAUGAAUGAUUCAGAUAUUGAUGAUCCUAUUUCACAGAACCCGCAUACAAUGGAACUUCAAUCUGUUGAUGAAGCAAGUGUUGAAACUUUAAUUUCAUUCGGGUUUCAAGAAGGGGUUGCCAAAAAAGCAUUGAAGGCCUCAGGUGGGGACAUAGAGAAAGCAACCGAUUGGAUAUUUAACCACCCUGAGGCAUCUAGCUCAGUGGACACUGAAUUAACCUCAAGUGGCGUUCAGGCUGAUGAUCCUGCAGUACCUGAUGGAAGUGGCAGAUACAAGCUCAUGGCAUUGGUCAGCCACAUCGGGACCUCCACCCAGUGUGGGCAUUAUGUGGCUCAUGUGUAUAAAGAUGGAAGAUGGGUGAUUUUCAACGACAACAAAGUUGGGGCUUCAAUUGACCCACCAAAAGACAUGGGAUACUUGUACUUUUUCUCGAGGAUAGAUGGCUAAAGUCAUUAUCGAAGGUUGUCCCUGUGAUCCAAAGGGACAAAUCUCUAGCAACAGCAGGAGUUGACUAGCAAUUUGACAGGUGAUACCUCUUACAUCUGACCUUGCUAGAAUACGGGGAUCAAGCUACUUGUGUUUGGUCAAUCGUUUUUCAUCUCUCACUUCGUUUAGUGGUAUCUUUCUGUUGCCUGGAUUCUGAUAUCAAGUUGCCUGUCAUGAAAAUAGGCUUAACAGUGAGUUUACAUUUGUGAUUAAUCUGAAAAUCAAGACGUGCCUUUCUUUUGCCC